Molecule: messenger RNA, 516 nt
Organism: Linum tenue
Lineage: Eukaryota; Viridiplantae; Streptophyta; Magnoliopsida; Malpighiales; Linaceae
Source: the annotation of a GenBank genome assembly
CUUCGGAACGACUUGACCCUCACUGCUGCAUCAGACGGCCAGAAGUUCCGUCUCGCAACUAAUAGAAACGGGAUCUGUUACCUCUAUGUAAACAGCCCUUCCGUAAAGCGGCUGCGGGUCAAUGACUACUUCGGGUGGGCCAAGUACGGCGUGAAGCCGCCAAUCAGCACGUCGACGAUCUGGAACAAGUGCGACAUGAGCACCGGGGCUACGUUGGUGGAUGUAGGGCAGCUGUUGAAGAACAAGGAGAACGAGAUGCAGGAGAAGGUGAAGGAGAUGAGAAAGGAGUUGGACGCGAAGGAGAAGGAAGUGUCUUUAAUGAGGAAGGUGGUGGAGAGGUACGAGGAAGUGGAAUCUAUGUGGGAGAAAACCAUGCAAGAAAAGGACAAGCAGCUGGCUAUGAUAAUGGAGAGGAACAAAGAAGCGGAAUCCAAGUGUGAGAAAUCCGCGCAGGAGAAGGAGAAGCAGCUGGUUAAGCUCAUGAAUGCCCUGCGUGCCUUGCUUUGUGACGUCUAA